Messenger RNA from Peromyscus californicus insignis, 2487 nucleotides. It is a transcript of the gene Hmx3, whose product is annotated as H6 family homeobox 3. Gene Ontology annotation, cellular component: nucleus. Gene Ontology annotation, molecular function: DNA-binding transcription factor activity, RNA polymerase II-specific; RNA polymerase II transcription regulatory region sequence-specific DNA binding. The record is from RefSeq and is a predicted model, not a curated record. The transcript is spliced from 2 exons. The coding region runs from base 115 to 1185 and encodes 356 amino acids. Gene Ontology annotation, biological process: regulation of transcription by RNA polymerase II. Lineage: Eukaryota; Metazoa; Chordata; Mammalia; Rodentia; Cricetidae.
UUGAGCCCCAUAGUUGAGUUCCGUUUAUGGUCUGAUUUCCGGCCCCUAGCCUGCUCGCCCGGCCGCCCGCCUGUCCCGCUCCCUCCCUCCGUGGGACCCGGAGGACUGGGGACCAUGCCGGAGCCCGGGCCGGACGCCUCGGGCACUGCCAGCGCGCCGCCCCCGCAGCCGCCACCCCAGCCUCCCGCGCCCAAGGAAUCCCCGUUCUCCAUCAGGAACCUGCUCAACGGAGACCACCACCGGCCGCCCCCGAAACCUCAGCCGCCCCCACGAACGCUCUUCGCGCCGGCCUCGGCCGCCGCCGCCGCGGCCGCCGCUGCCGCCGCCGCAGCCAAAGGUGCCCUGGAAGGUGCCGCGGGCUUUGCGCUCUCGCAGGUGGGCGACCUGGCUUUCCCCCGCUUUGAGAUCCCAGCGCAGAGGUUUGCCCUGCCCGCGCACUACCUGGAGCGCUCCCCGGCCUGGUGGUACCCCUACACCCUGACCCCCGCCGGCGGCCACCUCCCGCGACCAGAAGCCUCGGAGAAGGCCCUCCUGCGAGACUCCUCCCCUGCGUCCGGCACCGACCGUGACUCCCCAGAGCCUCUGCUCAAGGCUGACCCCGACCACAAGGAGCUGGACUCCAAGAGCCCGGACGAGAUCAUUCUGGAAGAGAGCGACUCAGAGGAAGCCAAAAAAGAAGGCGAGGCCGUGUCUGGCGCGGCAGGGACGACUGUAGGGGCGACUUCGGCGACUCCGGGCUCAGAGGACUGGAAGGCGGGAGCCGAGAGUCCCGAGAAGAAGCCCGCGUGCCGCAAGAAGAAGACGCGCACGGUCUUCUCCCGCAGCCAGGUCUUCCAACUCGAAUCCACCUUCGACAUGAAACGUUAUCUGAGCAGCUCGGAGCGUGCUGGCCUGGCCGCGUCGCUUCACCUCACCGAGACGCAGGUCAAGAUCUGGUUCCAGAAUCGUCGCAACAAGUGGAAGCGACAGCUGGCGGCCGAGCUGGAGGCUGCCAACCUGAGCCACGCCGCAGCGCAGCGCAUCGUGCGCGUGCCCAUCCUUUACCACGAGAACUCUGCCGCCGAGGGGGCGGCGGCGGCCGCGGGGGCCCCGGUACCGGUCAGCCAGCCGCUGCUCACCUUCCCGCACCCAGUCUACUACUCGCACCCAGUGGUCUCGUCCGUGCCGCUGCUACGGCCGGUGUGAGACCCGAGAGGGGAGAGGGAGUGAGCACCGGGCCACCUUUCCGGGACCCCGGAGGAGACUGGGCUGGGCCAAGGGCGCCGAGGUGUGGCCAGCGGCCUUGUGAACCGGGCUUGGGCUCACUGCCUUGCCUCCUACCCCCCAAUAGCAUUUUGUAAGUAUUUGCAAUGUAUUUUCGUGCAAUUCAUUCCUAUGAAUUUGAGGCGCUUCUCCUCUUAUUUUUGGUUCUGCUUACCAUUGAGAGAAAACGGGGUGGGAGGGCGACGAAAUUACCAGGUCAAAACUUCCAACUGCAAGUUUUUUGAUAAAUGUGCAGCCCUCCCCUUAAAUUUCCGUUGCGCUGUGGCUUUUUUUUUUUAGGGGGGGUAUUUUUACAGAAGGAAAAUAAGCACGGAACCCUGCUUCCUUUAGUUUAUUCAUUUCCUAUAGAACUGUCUUCAAAAUCCGGAGAGAGAAUGCAUAUUUUGAAUUCAUAUUUAUUUCUGGAUAUCUGGGUAUGGUUCUUCUUUUCCCACCCCUAAUCAGCUAUACCAUACACACACACCCCGGUUUUUCAAAAUCUAAGUAACCUCUGGUGGGAUCCCUACUCGGCCGGUCGAUCUGCGACAGUUAACGUCAUUCGUCUCAGUUCGUAACUUAAGAAUUCUCUAACCAAACGUUUAAAAGGAAAAGACAAAAGCCCCAAAUUAGACCUUUAAAAAUUGGAACAACCCCACAUCUGGCUGGGUUCCAGUGCUCUUAUUUAUCACUAGCAUUUAUUUAGUGGUAUGUCACUGGUCCGAAAAUUGUUACUUAGCAUCACUAUGACUACUGUGUUACCUGCUUGAGAAAUUGUUUUCCAUUUUUUUUUUUUGGUAGGAAAAAAAAUACAUUUUAUCCUUUCCCAUUUUUACUUUGCCGCAACUAUUGUGCUUUGACCUGUGCAAUAGUGUCCAAAAUCUCCCAGGAGCCCUGCCCCUUCCCCUGUAGGGAUCAAGACCACCAUGCCCCAGCAUAAUCAUUAAUGUAGAGGGAAGAUUCAGCAGGGGAGAGUGGGGAGGAAAAAGCAAGCUAGGGUGGCAAUGUUCAGAGGAGUAAGCCAGGCAGAGUGGAGCGCUUUAAGUGAAGGACAAUCAACGUAGGAGAAUCUUAACUUAUUUGAUAAAUGUACAGUUUUCUUGUAAAGUUCACCCUCAACUCCACAGGGCCUCUUGCUCUGUUUUCCCGUUGGCUACACCUGUUGUUCUGUCGUUCCUGAGUAGUCUGUUUCCCCUUCCCUCCCUGUCCUCUGCUAGAGUCCCCUCCCUUUUUAAGAAAACAAAGCAA